This is a messenger RNA of Salvelinus sp. IW2-2015, 3091 nucleotides long. Lineage: Eukaryota; Metazoa; Chordata; Actinopteri; Salmoniformes; Salmonidae. The record is from RefSeq and is a predicted model, not a curated record.
GUUUUGUGAACAUCCAUGUAUUUGUUCUAGAGCGGAAGUGGAGCCAGAUCCUCGAGACCGCGGCGACAGCUGAACAAAUUUMGGGAAUAUAUUGGUGUAGGGACGUAGAUUUCCAUCACCCAAGAUGUCUCGGGGAUCAAUUGAAAUCCCCUUACGGGACACCGACGAGGUUAUUGAGCUUGAUUUCGACCAGCUGCCAGAAGGAGAUGAGGUCAUCAGUAUCCUGAAACAGGAGCAUACACAGUUGCACAUAUGGAUUGCUCUUGCUCUGGAGUAUUACAAACAGACGAAGACGGAGGACUUUGUCAAGCUGCUGGAGGCGGCCCGUAUCGAUGGGAACCUGGACUACAGAGACCAUGAGAAGGACCAGAUGACCUGUCUGGACACCUUGGCAGCCUACUAUGUCCAGCAGGCACGUAAAGAGAAGAACAAAGAUGCCAAGAAGGAGCUCAUCACUCAGGCCACCCUGCUCUACACCAUGGCAGACAAGAUCAUCAUGUACGACCAGAACCACUUGUUGGGAAGAGCCUGUUUCUGCCUGCUGGAGGGGGACAAAAUGGACCAGGCUGACGCUCAGUUCCACUUUGUCUUGAACCAGUCCACCAAUAACAUCCCUGCUCUACUUGGUAAAGCUUGCAUCUCCUUCAAUAAGAAGGAUUACAGGGGAGCACUGGCCUACUACAAGAAGGCUCUACGCACAAACCCUGGAUGUCCUGCCGAGGUGAGGCUGGGGAUGGGCCACUGCUUUGUCAAGCUCAGUAAGCUGGAGAAGGCCCGUCUGGCCUUUGGCCGGGCCCUGGAGCUCAACUCGAAGUGUGUGGGAGCCCUUGUGGGCUUGGCUGUGCUGGAGCUCAACAGCAAGGAGCCCGACUCCAUCAAGAAUGGAGUGCAGCUUCUCUCCAGAGCCUACACCAUUGACCCCAGCAACCCCAUGGUGCUCAAUCACCUGGCUAACCACUUCUUCUUCAAAAAGGACUACAGUAAAGUGCAGCACCUGGCUCUCCAUGCCUUUCACAACACAGAGGUGGAAGCGAUGCAGGCUGAGAGCUGCUACCAGUUGGCCCGCUCCUUUCAUGUACAGGAGGACUAUGACCAGGCCUUCCAGUACUACUACCAGGCCACCCAAUUUGCCUCGUCUACCUUUGUGCUGCCUUUCUUUGGCCUGGGGCAGAUGUACGUGUACCGUAGAGACAAGGAGAAUGCAGCCCAGUGUUUUGAGAAGGUCCUAAAGGCCUACCCCAACAACUAUGAAACCAUGAAGAUCCUGGGCUCUCUUUAUGCUACUUCAGAUGAUCAGGAAAAGAGAGACAUUGCAAAAGGUCAUCUGAAAAAGGUAACCGAGCAGUACCCUGAUGACGUGGAGGCCUGGAUCGAGCUGGCCCAGAUCCUGGAGCAGACCGACAUCCAGGGCGCCCUCUCUGCCUACGGCACGGCCACCCGCAUUCUGCAGGAGAAGGUCCAGGCUGACGUCCCCCCUGAGAUCCUUAACAACCUGGGGGCUCUCCACUUCAGACUGGGGAACCUGGGAGAGGCCAAGCAGGACGAGGAGGAGAAGGAGAUCCGGGCCAAGCAGGAUCAGGAGAGGGACUUCCUGCGCCAACAGAUGCAUAAAGAACAGGAGGAGAAGAGAACCAAGCAGGAAGAGGAUCAGAAGAAGCUGCUGGAGCAGAGAGCCAUGUACGUGGAGAAGACCAAGGGUCUGCUCUCCUUCGCCGAUGGAAUGAAGGAGGAAAGGAAAGAGAAGAAGAAAGGUGGCGGCCGACGCAAGAAAGGGGACUUUGAUGAGUUUGUCAACGAUGGCUCUGAUGAGGACCUGCCAGUGAGAAGGAGGAAGAAGAGGAAGGGUGGCAGCGGGAGUGAGGAGGAGGGCCGCAAGAAGAGGAGGAGACCCAACAAAGGGGGUGACGAUGGCAGUGAUGAUGAGGAAGGAGGCUCYCGGCCCAAAAAGCAACGCAAACCCAGAGCGGGCGGCAAGAAGAUCCUAAAGGCCGAGCCUGUGCCACCAUCUCUCAAAGGCAAGAUCAAGUCGAAGGCCAUCAUCUCAUCCUCCGACUCUUCAUCAGACGAGGAUGGACUGAAAAUUGCUGAAGACAGAAACCCCAGAGACAGUGGUUCAGGCUCUGAUAACGAGGGCGGCCACAAGAAGCGCAUCGCCUCCGACAGUGAGUCCGACGCGGGCCGGAACCGCUCUGGCAGCGAAGCUGGAAGCCCCCAACGCUCCGGAAACUCGGGUAGUGACUCAGGCAGCGACCGUCCAGUGAAGAGGAAGAGAGUGCAGCAGCAGUCUGACUCAGAGCAGUCUGAUAACGAGAGCAAGAGGAGCCGCUCUGGGUCGGAGAACGAGUCCCGACCAGGCUCACCGGCCGCAGCCUCUGGCUCUGAAGCAGGUUCUCCGGCGGGCUCCCCACGCCGCUCCGACAACGGAUCAGAACCAGGGGGCUCUGCCAACGAGGCCUCCAACCACGGCUCUGGCUCUGACAGUGACUGAGGCUUCAAACUCAGAACUGACUUUUUUCCUACUGAAUUUUAUAUAUUUUUUAAACUGAUUUUUGUAAAGGUUUUUUGUUCCGUCUUGGUUUGUACCAUGAAAUUGAACUGAGCACAUGCAGUGUAGCUUUGUAGCCCAGAAUGUGGGUUGUCUUUACUAGUUUUUGGUCACCAGACUAGAGACUUUUGCAUUGAUGCUGUACCUCAUGUCCUUUUGUUUUGUUGAUGAUGGAUGGAAAAUGUGACUUGUAAGUAGUCUGACAGCUGUAACCCAUAUAUUUUAUAUCUUAAAAUGAUUGGAAGAGGUGACGUCACAGAAAAAUUAGUAAAUUGGCCCAGAGUUGGGACAAAUUAUAUGUAGAUAAUAAACAAACACAAAAUAAAUAUUAGUUUUUUUUCUAUUUCUGAUGAUGAAGCUGCUUGUAUGACAUUGGAAAACAACUUGACACUUAUCUUCUGAUUAUGGGGUAAAUGUGUUGUAAUUGUUUUGGCUGCAUUUUCCUUGUUCUGUGUAUCAACAUGCCCUCUGCCAUUCCCAAAAAUAUUUUUGGCAAACCUCAUGUCAGUCAUGCUGUGGUGAAUAAAAUGCCAUAUUACAAGUUCA